Messenger RNA from Sapajus apella (tufted capuchin), 4047 nucleotides. RefSeq names its product solute carrier family 7 member 1 (gene SLC7A1). Gene Ontology annotation, biological process: transmembrane transport; amino acid transport. The coding region runs from base 2115 to 4004 and encodes 629 amino acids. The transcript has 14 exons. Gene Ontology annotation, molecular function: amino acid transmembrane transporter activity. The record is from RefSeq and is a predicted model, not a curated record. NCBI's taxonomy places the organism in Eukaryota, Metazoa, Chordata, Mammalia, Primates, Cebidae. Gene Ontology annotation, cellular component: plasma membrane.
UGGGUGACAGAGUGAGACACUGUCUCAAAAAAAAAAAAAAGAAAGAAAAAGAAAAGUUGCAGGAGGGUAAGGAACUCCUGAGUACCCUCUUCUCAGAUGCACAAGUGGUUUAUGUUUUGCCCCCUUCUAUUCUCUCUCCACCCACAUACAAACUCACACAUGCACACAGACACAGGCAUUUUUCCUGAACCAUUUGAGAGUAAGCUGAAGACAUCACGCUGUUUUAUUUGCUCUGUAUACUUCAGUGUAUAUUUCCUAAGAACUAGGACCUUCUCUCACGUAACCACGGUAAGACAGCAAAGUCAGGAAAUUGAACAUUGACACAACCGUGUGAUUUAGCCCACAGUCCGUGUUCAACCUUCAGUCGUCCACAUAGCCUCCUUUAUAGCUAAAUGUAUUUUUGGGAAGGAGUUGUGCAGUGUGGGGGUUCUUUCUAAAGGGCUGUAGUCUAAUUUUCUACCUCAUGAGCCUUUUUAAGAAAAAGUGUUUCUAAAAGUUAGAAUGCUUAUUGUGAAAAUUUUGGAAACUACAGAAAAGUAAAAGAAGGAAAAAAUAAAAAUCAUUCGUAAUUCCAGCUCAGAGGCUGAGUGAUCGACCAGGUAAACGGCUUGCAGAAAGGUGGUAGCAAGACUUUCUCAGCUCCUUCCGCUCUGGUGACUUGGCCAUGCAGACCUGUGGUCCCUCCACCACCCACACCAGGCAGGAGCCCUGAAGCCGAGUCCUGGGGCUGUGGGAGGAGCCGGCCCCUGUCUGGAGCUGACUGUCUUCCAUGCUCCUGCCCACCCCUUGGGGAGGUGCCCACCAGGCAGGCGGACUUAACCAGCCUUGGUGGUGCCUUUGUGGUGCGGAAGGGUGGAGAUCGUUACUAAAUAUCCAGAACUUGUUGGAGACUUGAAAUGUUGCAGGCCCACUCUUGCCUGGUUUAUACCUCUUGCUUCCUAGACUUGGCAGAGGUUAAGGCUGGGGCCUUGGAGCGUGAGUGAGAGAAACAGCACUGGCCCCGAGUCAGUGACCUCUUGGCUGCUUCGGGCGGUUGUUAGACUUGCCUUUUAUGAGCCUCUUGGCUCCUACCAGUGGGUUACAGAAGAAAUAAAAUGUGAAAUUCUGCCGUGUGAGGUUUGCUGUUUGCUAAUGACUGCUUCUCAAAAGUUCCUAGGGAAAGGUUUUAACAUUGGUGCAGGUAGUGAAGUUUGGAUCUCGCUUCUCGGCUUUGUCUGCUUAGGUGGUCCUUUGGCCAUAACAGCUGUAACUGAGAAUAGGUAUCCCGUUUCCUGGCCCAGAAUGGGUCUUUGCUAAGCCAAUCUGGUUUCUGGAAGGAUUUUGUUCUUAGAAGCUUCUACGUCAUUGUCUUCAGCUCCCCAUCAUUUGUACCUCAGUUUCCCUGAGCUGUAAAUCUACGUUAUGUGUGAAAAUGGGCCUCUGAAGGUCAUGAUCAAAAGCCUUGAGUAUUUUUCCAUUUUCCAUGUGUUUAUUUUUUCUACUCCGGCCCCAGACCCUCUCCUUGAAGGAGCUGGCCUUGAGAGUGACUUCGGUGGGCAGCCGCCCAGACUCCACACACCCCGCUGAGCCCACGUAAUGCCCAACCUGGACGGGCCAGGGCUGAAGGACUACUCUUCAAAGAAACCCUUUGAAGUGCAAACAUUUCCUUUCCUGAAAAGAAGGGAAAUUGAAAUGAAAACGUAUUGUUCUGUGUAGACAAUGUUCUCUUCGAUCAAAGACGGAGUGGGGCUUAUAAAGGGAGAUGCACAAAUUAGAGCUUUGUGUGGCUGGUGGUGUGGACGUGAAUAUUCAUCCCUGUGGAGGAAAACAGUGGGGCCUCUGAGAUUGGGAUCUCAUUCCUGGCAACACGUGCCUCUGGGUGAGCCCCACAUCCAAGGUCCUCGUUUCAGAUUCUCACAUACCCAACUGCCUGCCAGAUAGUCCUGUCUGUUCUGCUGGACACAGGACAUGUGACAAGACUGCUUUUUGAUCCGAGGAUAUUUUGACUGUCAUUUAUGAAUGAUCCCAGAACCUUCCUUGUAUCUCUCCUGAGACAUCUUUGCUGCAAGAUCGAGACUGUCCUCUGGUGAGAAGCUGUCGAGGCCUCGUGUCAUAGUCCAGAUCUGAACAGCAACAUGGGGUGCAAAGUCCUGCUCAACAUUGGCCAGCAGAUGCUGCGGCGGAAGGUGGUGGACUGUAGCCGGGAGGAGACACGGCUGUCUCGCUGCUUGAACACUUUUGACCUGGUGGCCCUUGGGGUGGGCAGCACGCUGGGUGCCGGCGUCUACGUCCUGGCUGGAGCGGUGGCCCGUGAGAAUGCGGGCCCUGCCAUUGUCAUCUCCUUCCUGAUCGCUGCACUGGCCUCGGUGCUGGCCGGCCUAUGCUAUGGGGAGUUUGGUGCUCGGGUCCCCAAGACAGGGUCAGCUUACCUCUACAGCUAUGUCACCGUUGGGGAGCUCUGGGCCUUUAUCACCGGCUGGAACUUAAUCCUCUCCUACAUCAUCGGUACUUCAAGCGUAGCGAGGGCCUGGAGCGCCACCUUCGACGAGCUGAUCGGGAGACCCAUCGGGAAGUUCUCGCGGACACACAUGGCUCUGAACGCCCCCGGUGUGCUGGCCGAAAACCCUGACAUAUUCGCCGUGAUCAUAAUUCUCAUCUUGACAGGACUUUUAACUCUUGGUGUGAAGGAGUCGGCCAUGGUCAACAAAAUAUUCACUUGUGUCAACGUCCUGGUCCUGGGCUUCAUAAUGGUAUCGGGAUUUGUGAAAGGAUCAGUUAAAAACUGGCAGCUCACAGAGGAGGAUUUUGGGAACACAUCAGGCCGUCUCUGUUUGAACAAUGACACAAAAGAAGAGAAGCCCGGUGUUGGUGGAUUCAUGCCCUUCGGGUUCUCUGGCGUCCUGUCGGGGGCAGCGACUUGCUUCUAUGCCUUCGUGGGCUUUGACUGCAUCGCCACCACAGGUGAAGAGGUGAAGAACCCACAGAAGGCCAUCCCCGUGGGGAUCGUGGUAUCCCUCCUGAUCUGCUUUAUCGCCUACUUUGGGGUGUCGGCUGCCCUCACACUCAUGAUGCCCUACUUCUGCCUGGACAAUAACAGCCCCUUGCCCGACGCCUUUAAGCAUGUGGGCUGGGAAGGCGCCAAGUAUGCAGUGGCCGUGGGCUCCCUCUGUGCUCUUUCCGCCAGUCUUCUAGGUUCCAUGUUUCCUAUGCCUCGGGUUAUCUAUGCCAUGGCUGAAGAUGGACUGCUAUUUAAAUUUUUGGCCAAGGUCAAUGACAGGACCAAAACACCAAUAAUCGCCACGUUAGCCUCGGGUGCCAUUGCUGCUGUCAUGGCCUUCCUCUUUGACCUGAAGGACUUGGUGGACCUCAUGUCCAUUGGCACCCUCCUGGCUUACUCGUUGGUGGCUGCCUGUGUGUUGGUCUUACGGUACCAGCCAGAGCAACCUAACCUGGUAUACCAGAUGGCCAGUACUUCCGAUGAGUUAGAUCAUGCGGACCAAAAUGAGCUGACUAGCACCAGUGAUUCCCAGCUGGGUUUUUUACCAGAGGCAGAGAUGUUUUCCUUGAAAACCAUACUCUCACCCAAAAACGUGGAGCCUUCCAAAGUCUCUGGGCUAAUCGUGAACAUUUCAACUAGCCUCAUAGCUGUUCUCAUCAUCACCUUCUGCCUUGUGGCUGUGCUUGGAAAAGAGGCUCUCACCAAAGGGGCACUGUGGGCAGUCUUCAUGCUUGCAGGGUCUGCCCUCCUCUGUGCCAUGGUCACGGUCGUCAUCUGGAGGCAGCCCGAGAGCAAGACCAAGCUCUCAUUUAAGGUUCCCUUCCUGCCAGUGCUCCCCAUCCUGAGCAUCUUCGUGAAUGUCUAUCUCAUGAUGCAGCUGGACCAGGGCACCUGGGUCCGGUUUGCCGUGUGGAUGCUGAUAGGCUUCAUCAUCUACUUUGGCUAUGGCCUGUGGCACAGUGAGGAGGCGUCCCUGGAUGCUGACCAAGCAAGGACUCCUGACGGCAACUUGGACCAGUGCAAGUGACGCACAGCCCCGCCCCCCGGAGGUGGCAGCACCCCACGCCCCC